Messenger RNA from Saccostrea cuccullata (small rock oyster), 3617 nucleotides. Its product is annotated as putative extracellular sulfatase Sulf-1 homolog. The transcript has 20 exons. Gene Ontology annotation, molecular function: N-acetylglucosamine-6-sulfatase activity; glycosaminoglycan binding. NCBI's taxonomy places the organism in Eukaryota, Metazoa, Mollusca, Bivalvia, Ostreida, Ostreidae. The coding region runs from base 331 to 3000 and encodes 889 amino acids. The record is from RefSeq and is a predicted model, not a curated record.
CUGCACACAAGACAAGUCCACAGUCAUCAGUGAAUGAGUGAUAAUGUCUUGAUGUUGACUCAAGAAUUAAGAUUAUUUAUGUUUAGGGACAUUGUUCGGUUUUAAGUUUUCAGGAUUUUAUGUGUUAUUGAUUUUCUACAGAAUUACAUUUCCAAUGCCUAGAUAGGUGGUUAUGAAGAUUGAUGAAUAUCAAGAGAGACUGCUGAAUAAUCAGAUAUUUCACAAUCUAGGGUUCCUUAUAUGUGAUGAAUUGAACCAGCCACCCACAAAUAUUCAUAUGAAAGUUAUACAGGACACGGCAUCUUAUAAACUGGAUACCCCUCAAACAAAAUGAGGACUCUUCUUAUUUACACGACGUGGCUGGUUGUAGGAUGGACCUUUGCAUCUUGGUCUGGUUCUCAUACCCAUGGACAGGGAACCAACCCACGUUAUGGCAGCCGUCGGGCCAAAAGUCAGAAACCAAACAUUGUGCUGAUCUUGACAGACGACCAGGAUGAGUUGCUAGGUUCAAUGGAGGUGAUGCCAAAAACUCUACGCAUUAUGAGAGACCAAGGUGUUCACUUCAACAACUCGUUUGUGUCCACGCCCAUGUGUUGUCCCUCCCGCAGUUCAAUCCUGACCGGACUCUACACACACAAUCACGACGUACACACAAAUAAUGACAAUUGCUCCUCUCCGUUCUGGCAGAGGACUCACGAAACUCGAACUUUUGCUACCUACCUCAAUAACGCUGGCUACAGAACGGGGUACUUUGGGAAGUACCUUAACGAGUAUAAUGGGACGUAUAUUCCCCCGGGGUGGAGGGAAUGGGUGGGGCUCAUCAAAAAUGCCAGAUUCUACAACUACACAGUGAAUUUCAAUGGAAAUAAGAUGAAGCACGAGGAUAAUUAUUACCAUGACUACUUUACAGACCUAAUAGCCAAUGAUAGCGUUACUUUUCUUAAGAACAGUAAACAGUAUUUUCCUAAAAGGCCAGUAUUAAUGGUGUUGAGUGUCCCCGCCCCUCAUGGACCUGAGGAUGCAGCCCCGCAGUACCAGCAUCUCUUCUUCAAUAACACCCUACACAGAACUCCCACCUGGAACAAGGCCCCUAAUCCAGACAAACAGCAUUUGUUGAAAAUGACUGGAAAGAUGGAGCCAAUUGAGCAGAGAUUCACCGACAUUCUUCAACAGAAGAGACUGCAAACACUGCAGUCAGUGGACGAACUGGUAGAAAAGGUGUAUAAUGAGUUGUGGUAUUUGGAUGAGCUGGAGAAUACCUACAUUAUUUACACCUCGGACCACGGCUACCACUUAGGACAGUUUGGAGUUGUCAAGGGCAAGUCUUUGCCGUAUGACUUUGAUGUACGAGUCCCUCUGUAUAUCCGAGGUCCUGGAAUCAAACCAAGAUCCAAGAUUUCUAACAUUGUGGUGAACAUUGAUUUGGCCCCUACUAUUCUGGAUAUGGCUGGUGUAGAUAUUCCCGGUCACAUGGAUGGGCGCUCCAUGAUGAAACUGAUCAGAGCCAAGGACUACCGAGAGCAAGCUCACGGUGUUGAUUCUGAUACCUUUGUGACAACAAGGAGACCUUGGAGGGACACAAUCCUAUUGGAGAGGGGGAAAGUAACCAAAAAGAUCAGGAAAGAAAUGAUGAGGCAACAGAAGAAGAAUUUUCUGGAUACUGUGAACAGUUUACCUACCAUUAGUGAGUCGUACCUGAAGUAUGCCACUCCAAAACAAAAGCGAAUCUUCAAGGAGUGCUCCAAACCUGAAAACCAACCACCUUGUAAAAAGGGACAGAAAUACCAAUGCGUCCAGGAGUUUGGUCGGGAUUUGCCGAGGCUGAUGAAGUGUCGAUGGAAGGAGAGGGGAAGGAGAAAGAUGCAGAGGGAUGGAUAUCUGAGGUCAAAGAAGCACUGUCCCUGUGGUCGUAAGAAGAAAAGGAUGAAUAGAAGGGAAAAACAGAGUCAGACCGAGUUCUUAAUGAAACAUGCAAGCAAAGAUUUUACUCCCAGGUUUAUUAGAACCAAGAGAUCUUACCUACAAAUGAUUGGUAACGCAAGCAACUCACUACAAAAUUCCAUACCAGUUCAGCCAUUUGAUCGACGUUGUCGAGUUUUACCCAAUGACACGGUCACCUGUGAUAAUAUUCUGUACCAGGACCCUGUAGAGUGGAAAAAUCAUAAAGAGAAACUCGAUGAAAUGAUUGAAGAGUACAGGAAAAUGCUUGAAGAUCUAAGGAUUUAUAGAAAGCAUCUGAAGUCCUCCAAACCCAAGGAGUCGUUCCUGAAUGAAUUUGGUAUUGAGAUGAAUGGCCGGGGUUACUUAGAUUUUGAGUGUGAGCCCUGCACCCAGAGUAACAGCAGACAAUAUGAAAGGAAAAAGGAAAUAGAACAAAGAAGACGUCGUAGAAGAAACAAGAAGAGGAGGAGAAAGCAGCAGCAAACUGUGGAUUCACCCCUGUGGAAUUCUACGUACUGGAACUUGCCGCCCAAUGAGAAAGUAACGCGUCGAGAUCAUCCAGCCUGUAGGAGGGCCGCCAUGGACUGCUCACUAAUGGACAACAGUCACUGGAAAACACCCCCUUAUUGGUCAAAUGGUCCCUUUUGUUUCUGUACAAACUCGCAAAACAAUAAGUACUGGUGUAUCCGAACACUCAACACCACACAUGAUCUAUUGUACUGUGAAUUCAUCAACAACUUUAUCAGUUACUAUGAUCUCAAAAAAGACCCAUUUCAGACAAGGAAUGCUAUACAUGAUGUUAACUAUGGCAUUCUACAACAGUUGCACGAGCAGCUCAAUGCAAUGCGAGCUUGUGAAGGAUCAAAGGAGUGCAACAAGGCAGGUCUCUUUUCGAUUAGAAUGUCUGGCAGACAUAACAGGCCUAGGUUUGACAGUUUACUCACAAACACUGCCGUGAGGUCCAAUUUGUACCCGUCUGUACACAGAAGAUGGUACUGUUUGUUAAUUUGUUUUGAGUUGUAUUUGAUAAACAGAUUUUCACAACAUCACAGUAUCUAAAGAGCACCUAGCUAGUCUGUAAAACUAGGUACAGAGAUGACAUCAAAUCAAAUAAUGCUGUCACCGAGGAAGCUGUGCCAAGUCUAUGACAGAACAUUUAACAUGGCAGGGGUACUGGACUACCCUUAGAGAGUCGCAGCCUAGCAGGGCUAGGGAAAACCAGGGCAGACUGUGUUCAUUCAUAACUUUUUACUAUCACCCAUUAUACUGUGAAUCAUUCACCGUGUUGGCAAUUAAAGAUAGUCCAAAUAUUGUGAUAUUUUUGUGAACAUCAAGAAAAGACUUGAAAUGUUCUCAUCUCUUUUUACUUGUAACACUUAACUAUGAUCAUGUAUUUUUGAAGAGGUUGUUUAUUUUACCUCAAGUGAAAGAUGUACUUAAUUACAGUAACAAUGUACCACUUACUCCUAGAAGGUAGUAAAAAUGUUCAUUGUUUUUAAUGUAACCCAGGACAGUCCGUGUCAUUUCUGUACUAUGUGUAGUUCAUUGGUCAGUAUUAGAGUAGUGAUUUCAUAUUAGUCUGUAGUUUAUGUGAUCUGAUUGUAGUAUGAUUAGGAUGCUGUGUGUUCAUCACAUCCAUACAUUUUUGUAUCUGUUUAUUUUAUUAAUAAUGUCUG